AUGGGUAAGGGUACUCCAUCUAUGGGUAAGAGACACAACAAGUCUCACAUCAUCUGCAACAGAUGUGGCCGUCGUUCUUUGCACGCCCAGAAGAAGACCUGUGCUUCUUGUGGCUACCCAUCUGCUAAGAUGAGAUCUUACAACUGGGCUUCCAAGGCCAAGAGAAGAAGAACUACUGGUACCGGUAGAAUGGCCUACCUUAAGCACGUCAGCAGAAGAUUCAACAACGGCUUCCAGACUUCCGUCAAGACUGCUUAA
This is a messenger RNA of Candidozyma auris, 258 nucleotides long. RefSeq names its product 60S ribosomal protein eL37 (gene RPL37B). NCBI's taxonomy places the organism in Eukaryota, Fungi, Ascomycota, Pichiomycetes, Serinales, Metschnikowiaceae. The coding region runs from base 1 to 258 and encodes 85 amino acids. Gene Ontology annotation, biological process: translation. Gene Ontology annotation, cellular component: ribosome; cytosolic large ribosomal subunit. The transcript has 2 exons. Gene Ontology annotation, molecular function: structural constituent of ribosome; RNA binding. The record is from RefSeq and is a predicted model, not a curated record.